CCCUGGUUCACAUAACGCUGUCCCUGAUCAUGGAAGAAGUGACAGGUUGAAUGACACAAGACCGUCUGUGCACAAGAGCGAAAGUUAACUUUUCACUGCUGUAUUUUCAGCACUAUUUUCAUAAUUCAUCAUCGUACAACUACAUCUCCAAUAUCUACGAGGGAAACCUAAAUUGCUCCAUUUGGGACAAUGCGGGACCGCACCAAAGAGUUAGGAAAUGCUGAGUGCUCCGAUGAGGAUGAGGAGGGUACGGCGUUGGUGGUGAAGCCCGGGACCUCGACAGCAAAUGAGGAGAAAGAGAAUGAUGCUUAUUUCAAGAAGGUGCUGGAAAUUCGGGAGGGACUUGUGUCAAUCAAAGAUAAGGUGGGGAAGCUGGAGAAUAAACAGAAGACUGUCCUGGGCGAGCCACUCCCAGAUGAGAGUUUGAAGAGGGAUAUCCAGACCCUCCGAGAAGAGAUCAAGAACAUUGCGAGUCAGAUCCAAAAGAAACUCAAGACUAUUGAACCCAAGAAAGGCGAGGAUGAUGGGAAAUAUGUAGCCAUCAACUUGAGGAUGCAAAGGACACAGCACGGGGUCUUGUCCAGGGAGUUUGUGGAGCUGAUGGGACACUGCAACACCAUCCAGGCUGACUACAGAGAUCGCAACUUGGAAAGAAUAAAGCGGCAAUUCAAGAUCACCGGCACCGACGUCACCGACGAUCAGCUGGAAGACAUGAUUGCGAGUGGGCAGACGGAUGUUUUCACACAGAACAUCCUGAGCGACGUCAAAGCCACCAAGCAGGCGCUGAACGAGAUCGAGACGCGGUGCGAAGAGAUCCUGAAGCUGGAGAAGAGCAUCCGGGACCUGCACGACAUGUUCCAGUACCUGGCCAUGGAGGUGGAGGCGCAGGGGGAGACGGUGAACCGGAUCGAAUCCAACAUCCUCCAGUCUUCGAACUAUGUAGAGAAGGCCAGGGAUGACGUGGAGAAGGCGGUCACAUAUCAAAAGAAAGCCCGCAAGAAGAAGAUUUGGCUUGCAGUUUGUUGCGCGAUUCUCCUCCUUAUCGUCAUAAUUUCAUUGGCUGCCAGUCUCGGUGGAUGAAACCGGCUGUGAGUCCAAGUCCCUUGUAUUCCCCCCCCCCCUCUUUUCUACCAUAACCCCCUACUUGCUGUAGGUGAGCAGGUCAAUGGGUUCUGCCUUUAUGGGAACGUAUUGUAAUCCCCAAGCUUUUCCACCAACGUUGUCUUCCUCUCUUAACCUCGGCCCUACCGUCGCCCUGGCCAGGUUGAAGAGAUGCUCUCUCUAACCUUUUAACCAGUGCCUUCUCACAGGCCCACAUUCAGGUGCUCCCCCCCGCUCACCCCCCCCACACACACAGUCGCCCCAGACAAACGGACACGUGGAUUACUGCAUAUUGCAUUGCCAUGUUUCCCCCCCUCCCCCAAAGUGCUUGUGAGCAAGGAAGAAUGCAGUAUUUGAUACACUGAAAUGGCUUAUUAUACUGUACUCAGGAAAAUUACUUGUAGAGUAUUCUUGUUACACGGUUGAUAAUGAAUUAUGAAAGACGACACUAGAUGGAGCAUGGUUCUUUUUGAAAAAGGCAUAUAUAGAGACUAAUAUAAAUGUACAUAGGCCUUUUUAUUUUGCUAGUGUUGGGGAACACUUUCUUUGUAAAUAAGAAAAUGUGCACAUCUGGAGAUACUAGCCCAAGCAUUGGAACAAACUAUAAAGUUAUAAGUGCAGGUCCUCUAUCAUUCACUCUUAUUUAUAUUUGUAUUGUGUUGCUUUAUAAAUACAAACAGCAAUGUCUCGUUAGGAACUCUUUUUUUACAGGUUUUAAAACUGCUUUACCAUUUUGCAAGGUCGAAAUUGGUGAGAAUGAAGUCAAUUAAUGUAUUGCACCGAUAUUAUCAAGAAGGGAUGAGGUUUGGGCUGUAACUGCUUGCUUUCACAUCAACCUUUGGAUUUUUUAAUAUUGUUUAGCAACUUCAAUGCUGUAUUCAUGCUUUACACAGGGCCCUGAAAUGUUCCUUUAAAUCAGUGAUAUCCUCCUAGGUGAGCAUUUUCAGCAUCUGUUUUUGAUUUAACAGUUGGAACUGUUCAAUAACCAGUUACUUACGCACGACAUGUGGAAAACCUAAAGAUAACUUCCUGUAUGGAAUUUCCUUAAAGGCUGCCUCUGAGGUGGAAAUGUGCCGUGAACACAAACUGGAUAGACUAGCGACUUGGUUUGUGUAACUUUAUAUUGAUAUUUUAAUUUUGUAUACAGCCCACUGCCACUUAUUCUGAUGUUUUAAAAUAAAAAUCUGUCAUGUUCUACAAUAUCUUCCUCUGGUCUUUUCAAUACUCAUGGGUCAUGGAAGUUAUCAAUAUUUGCAAAAGUAGAUUCCUCUUGUCAGAAGGCUUAAAUAUUGAAGAAUCAAUGUUUAGUUGCCAUGGGCAAUUCUGCCUGUUUGAAAGAACAGGAUUACAGGAUGUCGUUUGCCAGCAUAGGUAGAGGUUGGUUCCGUGACCUACUGGCAGCAGUUGUCCCCUUAUUUGUCCUACUUCACCUAACUUUUGUUUGUCAUUAAUGGUUGCAAUUCUGAGCAGUUAUCUUCUUCACUGCGGCGUUUGAUUUUCAGAUACAAGCAUAAUUCAUGGGAAUGAGGCAACCAGUAAUUAACGCUGCUUAUUAAUGAUUGGCGACAGGGAGUGAGUCAUUUUCUGCGACUGUUUGUUUAUGUGGACUUUACGCAAGAGUAGUUAAUAUAAACCCUUGCCAUGGUGCAACUGCAAUCACCCAUCGAUACAGACGUAUCAAACCAACUAGUUUCAACAUCUCGCUUAGUGUGGACCUUGCUUCCUAGCUUAAGGGAACUAGACUGGUGAAAAACUAAUAGCACUACUGGGUUUCCCAUUUCAAAGACGACACCCAUGAUUUUAUAAAUUGAGACGCCACAAAAACAUUUAACUUGGGAGGACAUACAUUUCUUGUAAGACCUGAACCAAACGUAAAACAAAUUACCCAUAACCUCAAACACCGUUUCAGAAGCCAUUCACAGAGUAAACAUCUUUCAAGGAUACUACACUACAAAAAUCAUUGCCUCCAAGAACACAAAAAAACUGUAAACUUUUGGUCUUUUUAUUCAACUCUCUUUUCAAUAAUUCAAGUAAAACGAUGUGGAAUUACAAGGGAACAAAAAGGAAUGUAACAAACGAAAUCAAGAUUAGACCAUCACCAUAAACUACCCAUUCCCUCAAAAUAGCACCCUGCCCCAAAAUUAUUUAGACAAAAACCAGUCAACGUGAAUUGACCAUUUACAUUGUUAUCUGGAACUGUACCAGUAUUUUAUUCACAUAUUUUGUUGAGGUUCAUUACAGGAAAGAGCAAUGAAUUCAUGGCAACAGUACAGUAUCAGAUGGAAAAGAAUAAAAAGUAAAGAAAAAUAAGAUUUGGUUGCACAUCCUUGUUUGUUUGUAGGGGGACGUUUCAUUUUUAAGCAAAUAGCUUCUAGUGUUCGCCGCCCACACGUUCAAGAGUUUCAGAAGGCAAAUCGAGGUUCAUAACCCUUUUGGCCAUACAGGCACUCUUAUUGUCAAUAAUGAUUCAUGGCCCUCUUUUUCAGAAUCAGUUCAAAACCAGGUUGACCAUAAUAGAACUUAAGAAAAAGCAAAAAAGAAGACCAUGAUCCUGUUGCAUGCCUGCAGUCCAAGGGAGCCAAAAUAAUACCUGGAAAUUGAGUUGGGUUGGAGACGCUCAGGGCUCUGAAAUGCAUUGCGAGGUCCCAGUUAUGUAGCAGAUGAUUGAGGCUGCUUUAAAAAAAACAAAAA
Molecule: messenger RNA, 3792 nt
Organism: Gadus macrocephalus (Pacific cod)
Lineage: Eukaryota; Metazoa; Chordata; Actinopteri; Gadiformes; Gadidae
Gene: stx4
Product: syntaxin 4
Exons: 10
Coding region: 190-1080 (296 amino acids)
Biological process (GO): vesicle fusion; exocytosis; intracellular protein transport
Cellular component (GO): plasma membrane; SNARE complex; endomembrane system
Molecular function (GO): SNARE binding; SNAP receptor activity
Source: RefSeq, a predicted model, not a curated record